Salvelinus sp. IW2-2015 is the source of this 2890-nucleotide messenger RNA. Its product is annotated as ras-related protein Rab-3B. Gene Ontology annotation, cellular component: synaptic vesicle; plasma membrane; endosome. Gene Ontology annotation, biological process: protein localization to plasma membrane; protein secretion; regulation of exocytosis. The record is from RefSeq and is a predicted model, not a curated record. Gene Ontology annotation, molecular function: GTP binding; myosin V binding; GTPase activity. Lineage: Eukaryota; Metazoa; Chordata; Actinopteri; Salmoniformes; Salmonidae.
GUUAUUCACCUGUUGCGCUCUUUAUACCUUGUAAUCAAUUAGAGGUAUUGACAAUGCCAUACUGUUCAAGCGGGGUAUUCAUAACAUGCAAAUGUUGUACGGUUAUGACAAUGCAGAUAUGAUUUUCUGGUUGUGUACUUUGCACAAUCAACAUAAACAACAUUGUGAAGUGAUUUACUGCAACUCAGACCAGUAUAAAUGUAUAGCUAUAUUUUUACUGGUAGCCUGCCUAUUUCAUGGAUGAGUCAUGUAGGCUAAUAUAAUCAAAACCGUGCUAUUUCCUGUAAUUCCGUUCUGUGGUCUGAUAGGCGUCUGUUCCUACAGAGGAGUGCCGGUCUACACAUUUGCUCCAUUCCAUUCACAGGAGUUUUUCUUUACAUAAGGAGGUACCGACACUAAUGCUAAUUGUCCUCCCUCUGCAGAAUGACUGCCGAAAAUGGUUAUGACUGUGUAGUUUAGAGCAGGGUUCUCCACUGGCGGUGGUUUUAUUUGCCCCCACCCCCCAAGUUUGAGGAAAAAUAAAAAUAUGUUGAAUUUUCAUUGUUGGACAUAAAAUAAUGUAAAAACACCAGGAAUAAGCUCCAAAUGAUUCGACCCCCAUCACAUGAUUGGAUAAACUACAGAUUAAGACAGAAGCCGAUUCAUAUAGAUAAUCAAGAAGUGUUUUGCCAACGAGUUGACUUGUCAGGUGCAUACAGCGCAGUUCAGUCGCGGAGCCAACGAAAGGAGAACGGUGAGAAAACAACCACACAGAGAAGAUUUAGAGAUGGCGAAGGCAGACCAGCGCUUUGGGCAGAGAGAUGGCUCCGACCAGAACUUUGACUACAUGUUCAAGCUCCUCAUCAUUGGCAACAGCAGCGUGGGCAAGACCAGCUUUCUGUUCCGAUACGCCGACGACUCGUUCAGCAACUCUUUCGUCAGCACGGUGGGCAUCGACUUCAAAGUSAAGACCGUCUACAGGAACGAAAAGAGGGUCAAGCUCCAGAUAUGGGAUACAGCAGGACAGGAGAGGUACAGGACUAUCACCACCGCCUACUACCGUGGAGCCAUGGGCUUCAUCCUCAUGUACGACAUCUGCAACGAAGAGUCCUUCAACGCUGUACAGGACUGGGCUACCCAGAUAAAAACCUACUCGUGGGAUAACGCUCAGGUCAUCAUGGUGGGUAACAAGUGUGACAUGGACGAGGAGAGGGUAGUGCCCGCAGAGAAGGGCAAGCACUUGGCUGACCAAUUAGGGUUCGAGUACUACGAGGCCAGCGCCAAGGAGAACAUUAACGUCCGCCAGGUGUUUGAGCGGCUGGUCGACAUCAUCUGCGUCAAGAUGUCCGAACGAGUGGACGUGGAGCCGCCCAUGGCCCCCAGCAUCAAGACCACAAGGCUCACCGACAAGCCCCCCCAGCUACCUCAGAAGUGCACCUGUGCCUGACUCACACUUAUAGGGCCGAGUCAAGCCAUGCCGAGCCGUGCUGGGCUGGCCUGGAUCCACCGUAGUUGCUGGGACCGUGCUGCAAAGGACAAUGUGAAAAGAAAAUGUUCAGAACAGUGCAGUUCGAGCCGGCCCUAUAGUGUGAAAUAGGUAAUACUGAUUUGGUCACCCAGUUCUCCCCUAAUACACUUGCCAUUCCACUACUGGUCUUUUCCUAUUCUCUGUUAUUAAGCUAUWACAAGUUCCACCAACCUCUUUCCAAAGGUAGCUCUCCAUACAAUAUAUUUCGUGACUGCAAGCUCCCAAUAACUACUACUACUACGAUUACUUUUCUUUAGCAUUACAUAUCUUUUUCACCCCUAUAGCUUUGACCUCCAGCUGGUUCAGAGGUCAGAGAACCUUAAGCAGGGUUAUACAGGUAAGCACAGCACUGCCUCUCUCCUCCUCCAAACAAAAGUGGCUUCACCACCGCACAAAGAAACACACACAGCUGUUCACGUUACGAGUUGACACGGGUGAGGAGAUAAGCCUCGAUAGCUGCAGAAGUUCCCGAGUCAGUUUGUCUCGUGCUCUUGACCGUCCUACUAGCGUUUCGCAAGCACUAAAGCUAAGACAAACGAACGCAAUCUGCCCCGUUGAUUUUUCAUUCUCAACGAUAUGAAGGGAGUAAUAACACUGAUAAAACGACAAGAUGGCCAAUACGUCUUGCACCACCAACACUAAGCCAAUGCCAUGUUCAGGGUGUUCUGACAUUCUGAGGGACUAUAACGUUCUAGAAUAAAGAUGUUCAUUGAAGAGCACACCCUUUUCCCUCCUUACCCUUCAGCUAAUAUAAUCUUGUAGCCGUCAUGUAAGCCAUGUUUACAAUGUUUAUUUCAUGAACGUGUGCGUUUUAGAAAGCAAAGCAUAUACUGUAUAAUUGAGUGUUCAGUUGUAACGGUUUUAUUAGUGUUUGAUGUAUCUUGGGCAGAUGUGAAAUCUUUAAAUCAUGUAAUGUCAACUGAGACACAUCGAAAUACUUUGUGAAAUGGGAUAAAAUCAGAAAAUAUUGAAUAAAUGUGUUUGAAAAAUUAUGGAUUAUAACCUAAUGAUGACAAUGUGAAACAUACUUUGCCAAAUCUUUAUGUAUCGCAUAGUAGCACGUUUUUAUGUGUAACUUCCCACCAUGUGUAUUUUCAGUUUUUUAUUGAAUUGCUAGAUUUGCAAUAAUGCUGACAAUGUCUUAAUAUAAUUAUUUUCUAAGUAAAUUAGUAAAUUAUAGAGUUAGAAUCUAUAAUGGUGUUGCUGAAUUUAUUUUUAUGCUGUAUCAUGGGAAGAAAUAUAGACCAUUUAUGUAAACGUGUUACAGUAAACUCCUUGAACAAAUGGGAGAAAAGCACAAAGUGAUUGUACAAAAUAUUGUGAAUGUUUGUAUAUUAUAGGUAGAUGCAAUUUAGUAUAUUAAAGCACAAAUCUUUACUUGAA